CGCUUGGCACGAUCGCAGAUGUAAAUCCAUCGAUGGGCUUUCGAGACGAUUAAGAGGAGACGUUUCCUUAGGGUUAGCGGUGAUACCAGCGGGGGUCGGCUCACCGGAAGCUGUAAACUGAAGGCGUCUUUAAUAGACACAAGUAUAAUGCAAAUUCCCAAACGAUUUUUGGGGGGCAAAUGGCUUACAGGUUUAUUUUCCAAUCCGUUUCCCAGGUAUUUUCAGUAGGUGGCCUCGACACCAGUCCUACCCAGUAACUGUCAAAUGCAUACCAGAGACCGACUUUUUCCGCUCUGGAACGCGGAGUAUAAUAUAUAAUAUCUGUGUAACUAAUGAAUCACAUAGUGGUAGAGUUUGGAAAUCCUGGAACUUUGACCAUAUACCGUGUCACCAGACCUAUUUUCAUCUGUGGACAAAUGAAUAACCAGAGGAUCGCUUGACCAAGCCGAGAUGCAGAGCACUUCUAAUCACCUGUGGCUUUUAUCUGAUAUUUUAGGCCAAGGAGCUACUGCAAAUGUCUUUCGAGGAAGACAUAAGAAAACUGGAGACUUGUUUGCUAUCAAAGUAUUUAAUAACAUAAGCUUCCUUCGUCCAGUGGAUGUUCAAAUGAGAGAAUUUGAAGUGUUAAAAAAACUCAAUCACAAAAAUAUUGUCAAAUUAUUUGCUAUUGAAGAGGAGUCAACAACAAGACAUAAAGUACUUAUUAUGGAAUUUUGUCCAUGUGGGAGUUUAUACACUGUUUUAGAAGAGCCAUCUAAUGCCUAUGGAUUACCAGAGUCUGAAUUUUUAAUUGUUUUGCGAGAUGUGGUGGGUGGAAUGAAUCAUCUCCGAGAGAACGGCAUAGUGCACCGUGAUAUCAAGCCAGGAAAUAUCAUGCGUGUUAUAGGGGAAGACGGACAGUCUGUGUACAAACUCACGGAUUUUGGUGCAGCUAGAGAAUUAGAAGACGAUGAGCAGUUUGUUUCUCUGUAUGGCACAGAAGAAUAUUUGCAUCCUGAUAUGUAUGAGAGAGCAGUGCUGAGAAAAGAUCAUCAGAAGAAAUAUGGAGCAACAGUUGAUCUUUGGAGCAUUGGGGUAACAUUUUACCAUGCAGCUACGGGAUCACUGCCGUUUAGACCAUUUGAAGGGCCACGUAGGAAUAAGGAAGUGAUGUAUAAAAUAAUUACUGGGAAGCCUUCUGGCGCGAUAUCUGGGGUGCAGAAAGCAGAAAAUGGACCGAUCGACUGGAGCGGAGACAUGCCCGUGUCUUGCAGUCUCUCUCGGGGUCUUCAGGUUCUCCUUACCCCUGUUCUUGCCAACAUCCUUGAGGCGGAUCAGGAAAAGUGUUGGGGUUUUGACCAGUUUUUUGCAGAAACUAGUGAUAUACUUCACCGAAUGAUAAUACAUGUUUUUUCACUACAACAAAUGACAGCUCAUAAGAUUUACAUUCAUAGCUAUAAUACUGCCACUGUAUUUCAUGAACUGGUGUAUAAACAAACCAAAAUUAUUUCUUCAAAUCAAGAACUUAUAUAUGAAGGACGACGCUUAGUUCUAGAACCUGGAAGACUGGCACAGCAUUUCCCCAGAACUGCUGAGGAAAACCCCAUCUUCGUAGUAAGCCGGGAACCUCUGAAUACCAUGGGAUUGGUGUAUGAAAAAAUUUCCCUCCCUAAAGUACAUCCACGUUAUGAUUUAGAUGGAGAUGCUAGCAUGGCUAAGGCAAUAACAGGAGUUGUGUGUUAUGCCUGUAGAAUUGCCAGUACCUUGCUGCUUUAUCAGGAAUUAAUGCGAAAGGGGGUACGAUGGUUGAUAGAAUUAAUUAAAGAUGAUUAUAAUGAAACUGUUCACAAAAAGACAGAAGUUGUGAUCACUUUGGAUUUCUGCCUCAGAAACAUUGAAAAGACUAUGAAAGUAUAUGAAAAGUUGAUGAAGAUCAACCUAGAAGCAGCAGAGUUAGGUGAAAUUUCAGACAUACACACCAAAUUGUUGAGACUCUCCAGUUCUCAGGGAACACUAGAAACCAGUCUGCAGGAUAUCGAAAACAAAUUAUCUCCGGAUGGAUUGCUGGCAGAUACCUGGGCGCAUCAAGAAGGCACGCAUCCAAAAGAUAGACAUGUAGAAAAGCUACAAGUCCUGUUAAGUUGCAUCACAGAGAUUUACUAUCAGUUCAAAAAAGACAAAGCAGAACGUAGACUAGCUUAUAAUGAAGAACAAAUCCACAAAUUUGAUAAACAAAAGCUGUAUUACCAUGCUACGAAAGCCAUGACCCACUUUACGGAAGAAUGUGUGAAAAAGUAUGAGGCAUUUUUGGAUAAGUCAGAAGAAUGGAUGAGAAAGAUGCUUAAUCUUAGGAAACAGUUACUAUCCCUGACUAAUCAGUGUUUUGAUAUCGAAGAGGAAGUCUCCAAGUAUCAGGACUAUACCAAUGAGUUACAAGAAACUUUGCCCCAGAAAAUGUUUGCAGCCUCCACUGGAAUCAAACAUACCAUGACCCCGAUUUAUCCAUGUUCUAACACGUUAGUGGAAAUGACUCUGGGUAUGAAGAAAUUAAAGGAAGAAAUGGAAGGAGUGGUUAAAGAACUUGCUGAAAAUAAUCAUAUUUUAGAAAGCAGCUGCCUGGUAUUCCAAUGUGUGGAUCUACCAUGUCUAUUAAUACAUCCUUAUUUGUUGGGCAUUUAAGUUGUUUCUGAUUUUUCACAAUUACAAUCCAUGCUGCAGUAAACAUACUUGUAUGUAUAUCUUCAUGUACUUGUGUAAGAAUUUUUGAGGGAUCAGUUUCUAGGUGUGGAAUUGUUGGAUCAAAGGUUAUGCACAUUUAAAUUUUGAUUUGUUCUUUAAAAGGCUUGUGUGUUUUAGUCCCAAACAGACAAAAGCUAUGCUUUUGUCAACACUGAAUGUUACUUUUUUAAAUGUUUGCUGAUUUAUUUAGUAAAAACUGAUAUCCUGUUUUAAUUUGCAUUUCUUUGGUUAAUAAUGAUGUCAUGUCUUUUUAUAUGUUUAUUCAAUUUUUAUUUUUUCUGUGAAUUGCCUAUUAAGUUUUAAAAUAUUUUUCUAUUGGUUUAUAGUAACCACAUAGUAAUUAUCUAACUUUUUAUAGUAUCCAGUUUAUAGUUUGCUCACAACUUGAGCUAAAUCCUAAAUUUAUCCUGUAAAGCUAAAGAUCAGCAAUAGGAGGAGGCUAUUAAACUAUGCUUUUAACAGACUUUUCAAUAGAAUCACUUUCCUGUUGAGUCACUUAUGCCUUAUGGAAUAAAAUCCUUGCUUCCCAAAGCAUGUCCAUUAAGUCAGUUCCCUCUAUGUUUUAUCUGCAGAUUAAUUUGACAACGUAUGGGCGAUAUAACAUGGCAUAAUCAUAACUUCAAUGUUAAGUGACUCCUUAAGGACUUGUGCCAGAGCUAGUGAUAGAAGUUGGGCCUUGUGCACUGUCUCCAUGUGGUUAUCUCACUGUCACCUCAGACUUUUUGUAUCUAAAAUCACUUAAUAUCAUCCUUCCCAACUCAGUUUUCCCUCUAAUUCCCUCCUCUUCAGUGAGACAACCUUUCCCCUACUUCCUUGAACAUAAAUCACUUUAGACUCGUACUCUUCUUUACUCGCUGUCAUCAGGUUUGGUAAUCUUCCUUCAAAUGGUUCCACGUUCCCCCUCAUUAGCCUCCUUCAUCUCUCCUUUCCUCUCACGUUCGAGCUAUGAUGAUAAACUACCGCCUGUUUCCUGAUCUCUGCCUCUUCCAUCUGUCAUGGGUAUUACAGCCAAAAUAAUCUUCCCAAAUACUGGUCUAAUCAUGCCGCUCCCUUGGCUCAAAAAUUUCUAAACUCCUGUUACCUAAAAGAUCAAGUCUAAAUUCAUACUUGAAUUAAAAACUUAUAAUAUCUGACCCCAGCUGAUUCACCCAACUUUAUUUCCCUCCACUCCCCAAAAUAAGUUUCUGUUCUAGCAAGGUUCCAUUCCUUGCUGUCCCUUGAGUAUGUCACACUUACUCCCAACUCCACAUCUUUGCUUUUAAGUCCCACCCCACCAAAAAAGAAUUAUACAGUUCUUGCUAACACUUUCUAGAUUACAUCACUUCACAUUUUCUCUUAAGAAGUCUUCCCAAGCCACUGAAUUGUAUUUUUUCACAUAUUUAUAAUAAUACUACCGUGUUUCAAUAAGAAAUAGAGCAAAUCAUAGUUGCUUAAACUCUUUAAAAAUAACAGUUGAUUCUUCUGGAAAGUAUUCUAUAGUCUUCUUUAAAAUGUCAAGGGCCAAAUAA
Messenger RNA from Diceros bicornis minor, 4226 nucleotides. It is a transcript of the gene TBK1, whose product is annotated as TANK binding kinase 1. Gene Ontology annotation, biological process: peptidyl-serine phosphorylation. Bases 451 to 2658 code for a protein of 735 amino acids. The transcript has 21 exons. NCBI's taxonomy places the organism in Eukaryota, Metazoa, Chordata, Mammalia, Perissodactyla, Rhinocerotidae. Gene Ontology annotation, molecular function: ATP binding; protein serine/threonine kinase activity. The record is from RefSeq and is a predicted model, not a curated record. Gene Ontology annotation, cellular component: cytoplasm.